Messenger RNA from Arthroderma uncinatum, 5670 nucleotides. RefSeq lists its product as uncharacterized. Lineage: Eukaryota; Fungi; Ascomycota; Eurotiomycetes; Onygenales; Arthrodermataceae. The transcript has 7 exons. Gene Ontology annotation, biological process: Golgi to endosome transport. Gene Ontology annotation, cellular component: trans-Golgi network; endosome. The record is from RefSeq and is a predicted model, not a curated record. The coding region runs from base 1 to 5670 and encodes 1889 amino acids.
AUGAGCCUUGAACCCAGCGGACUUCAAAGAUCUUCCUCGCCCGCCAGCUCCGAAGCAUCCUUACCGAAGCCUCCAGGCCGUCCUAACGAAGAUGUAGGCGGCCUGAAGAAGGAUAAAAGCUACCGUCGCUAUGCUGCGAAUGUCGACCGCGCCCUCUCUCUUUUCGAUACGGCUUUGCAAGAAUGGGCGGAUUACAUCUCGUUCUUGAGCCGCCUGUUGAAGGCGCUUCAAACACACCCUCCCACCCUAUACCUUGUCCCGAAUAAAGUCCUUGUUGCAAAGAGGCUUGCUCAAUGCCUAAACCCGUCGCUACCGUCUGGAGUUCAUCAAAAGGCCCUGGAGGUGUACGGGUAUAUAUUUGGGCUUCUUAGAUCUGACGGCUUAGCCCGAGAUCUUGCAAUAUACCUUCCUGGAAUUGCGCCCACUUUAUCGUUCGCAUCGCUCUCAGUCCGACCGCUUUUUCUUUCGCUCGUUGAAAAACAUAUCCUACAGCUUAACCCCGCCGCGCUACGUUCCGCCAUUAAAUCUAUAAUCCUUGCUCUUCUGCCCGGCCUUGAAGAUGAGACCAGUGAAGAUUUCGAAGAGACAGUCAAACUAGUAGAUCAGCUUCGCCAUGUCUCGAGUACCGCUGGAGAUAAUUCUGGCGCGGCGACUGGUAGCCAAUACUUCUGGCAAUGCUUUUUUCUUGCAUCCGUUACAAACCCAUCUCGGAGAGUAGGAGCCCUUGCAUAUUUAAAUCGUCAUCUACCAAAGCUCGGCGGCACAAUACCGCCGGAGGGCCUGUUAAAAGGCCAAGAUGAUACUGAUGUUGGAGGCGAUAGGAACGCUGAUUUGUCGAAUGCCAUCAAAAGCAUUACAUCUCCAGAACCUGGCCUUCUUAUUCGGUGUUUUGCGACUGGGCUGGCCGAUGAACAAGUUCUAAUACAACGAAACUUCUUGGAUCUACUAGUUACCCAUCUCCCGCUACAUUCCCCUGUUCUACAACAGCGAAUAACCUCUGGAGAUCUACAGCUUCUUGUUGGUGCUGCCGUUGGAGUUGUCAUCCGGAGGGACAUGAGUCUCAAUCGUCGAUUAUGGGCUUGGCUUCUGGGGCCUGAUUUUGAUAAAUCCUCCCAAGUGAAUGAUACCGUCGAUAAAAAUUCCGUAUCGUCAAGUCCAGCAGCGAUGGCCACUUUCGAUAAUGAUGCUUCAAAGUCUCAAUACUUUGAACGCUUCGGCCUGAGGCCCCUUGUUGGUAGUAUUAAAGCCAUGCUUGCAAGGAAUUCUUUGAGCCCAAACGAGAGGGCGAGGCCUUACCGCAUAUCACUAUCACUCAUGGAUCGAUGGGAGGUUGGUGGGCUGGUAGUGCCCGAGGUUUUCCUCCCCGUCAUUCGCAAUGCCCAGAAAUACAAGCAGGUAGCCACAUCGAAGGCGAAUUUCGAUGAAGUAUUUCGCAGUGCCAGUGCAUUUUUCGACGGGGUUGAAAGUAAUUUGAUCUUCUCUGAGAUCGUUGGCCUAGUCCUUUCUCCUCGUUCGAGCACAGCUCGACCAAAUCGUAUGAUUGACGACUUGCGUUUGGCAACGUUCAUUUUAUCGUACUUCAACAUGAAAGAAGAGGAAAUGCUAACCAUCCACAUCCCUUUGCUGAUCUUGUCACUACUCCUUAAAACGAAAACACUUUGUGGAUCUGGUGCAUGGAAUGAACCGGGCUACUCCAACAUAGCAAACACUGCCCUAGAUGAAAUCACUUCAAUUGUCAAUCUGCUACUUCGCCUCGUCCCCGAAAGAGCCUUUGGACCUCGACUGGAUAAAGGCCAGGGUUUUGACGCAGAUGUCUCCUCUACGUCAAUGAACCAGGACCAGAUAACCAACACAAUUUUGGGCUUCUAUUCGAGGAGUAAAGAUAUGUUGCGGCUUCCAGAACCGCCAUUCUCACCAACUGGAGUUGCAGGCCUAAUUCUCCGCGAAGCCCAAUCUCUGGUAUUAUUUGCCCUAGAGUCUGAUACCCAGGCUAUAUUUCUUAGGGAAAGAAUAAACCUGCUCGUUGCGCUACUUAACAAGGCACAAAAGACACAGCCUCCACAACAAGAAAAGUUAUAUGAAGCUAUCGAACGGAAAAUCACCGCCGCAAACGAGGAACAUACGACUCUUCCGAUGUCCACCAUAAACGCAGUUGUAUUUGCCCUAACUUCUCUAUAUUCCAAUAAGAAGGCCGGCCGCUAUAUCAGCUACGAACAAAUCGGUGAUCUCAUUCCAGCUUUAGUCCAGCAGCUCUGGGAAUUUCUGGAGCCAGCGAACCUAAGAUUCCAUGUGGAAGCCGCAGCAGGCCUAUGGCUUCUGCAUUCAGUUAGCUGGCGGGAUCACCUUGUAGAGGCCGCCAUAACCUCACUGAUGAUUUCAUCCUCGUCCAGCUCCUCUCAUCGCGCCACCCUUCGCCAGGCGGAGAAAUUCUUCGUUUUCUGGAAUCAUAGCCACCACUCUAACACAGAUUCGUUUGCAUUGCGUAUCCCCAAUGAUGAUGGUCCCAAUAUCAAAUCAGUAUACCGCGCAAAUUUACUUAGUCAACCACUAUUUACUGUACUUGAUCUACUCUCCUCUGGGCCCGAAGCUGUUUCCCCCAUAGUCAAAGACUGGCUUCGUGAUCUCCCAUCUAUAUAUGAGCUAUUUCGCAUCAUUUUACUGAAAUUCCACGGGUUUGAGCUACUACGUGAAACGUUAUCAGAGGAGACGGGCGAAUUCAGAGAAACAAUCAUCCUUAAUGACGCCAAUCAGUGCAGCUAUAUGCUUCGACUAGCAAUUAAUGUAAUAUCGGUACUGAGUCCCGCCGGAUGGUCAUUGAUAUUGUCAAACACCGUUUCUCAACCAAGUAGGAGUAAAUCCGUUCCAUUCGAUGUAGAAGAAAAUAAGGGGGACCUGACAAUCCAGAAUGAGAUUUCACAAAUAUGCUUUCACGCGCUUCACAGCGUCCAAAAUGUACCAGAAAGUCUCAGCACCCAACAAGCCCAACUUCGAAAAGAAGCCCUAUCUCUUCUACGCCUGCUCUUGUCAAGUACUGGAGCAGAGAAACUGCUUUCCUUGGAUAUCGAUUCUUAUCUUCUUGACAAUCUAUCUCUUGCAUUAGAUGAGUGCAAGGUCGAGCACCAGUCCUCUAUUAUAGAUGCUCUAAUCCCAGUCCUUAAAACUCGAUAUGCACAUCACCUUUCAGGGGGUUUGGCAAGUGCAUCUCAGAGACAUCAAAGAAAGGGGUCUUUUGACAUGGCCCGACUAUCAUUCAGCACUGAAAGAACUGACAAAGUCCAGGCUAGCCCAGCUCUACCCCAGCCACCUUCAAAGCUCUUGGACUGUUUACUCAAGGGAAUUAGUUCAAAGUCUUCUCGCCCCAUUAUCGAUAAAUGGGUAAAUUUCCUCGCGGAAUGCCUGCCAAUUUACUACGCGUCGAUCUUUAAGGUUCUCCUUACACUUGUGGAAUGCUUCUGUAAGGAGAUAAGUACAUCCUUCAAUGAGCUUCAAAUUAUGUUUCAAAAGGCAUCAGAUGGAACUUCCGAUUGUUCACCCGAGCAAACUACUAUUGCGCUUUUGAGUGGCCUCGAAAACUGCAUUGCAACUGCCCACGACCGGCUUCAAGUGGAAGAGGUGAACACAGCUAGCGUGAAAACACCAGAUCAACCCCAAGGAUUCUUUGGCAACAUCUUUGCAACGGAAGGCAGCCAAGCUCAGCCUACCAGUGGCAACAAUACGAGACUUACAGUCCUUCUGUGCUUUCAAGAUGCUGUGCAGUUAUGUUACUCAAUUUGGUCAUGGGGUGCAAGCGGGCGAGGCAAAUCCUCCAGAGAUAACGAAUCAGUUGCCUCAUUCCAAUACACCUCUUUGAGGAUGAGGAAUAGGGCUCGAAGAAUACUGGAACAUUUAUUCGCCGCGGAAGCGCUUGAAUGCCUGGAAACAUUGAUUCAACUAUGGCGUACAUCAAUAGCUUUGGACGAGCCUGCAAAGAGCAGAGCUAUAUUCAGCCUAUUGCACACCUUAGACGGAUCGAAACCUAAAGUCACCAUUCCUGCCAUUUUCAAUGCUAUAUAUAGCCGUACCAACCCAGCUGCUUUGGAUCCAAGCCGCAAAUCAGCGAUGGCCUCAGAAUUAUCGGAGACCGAUCUAGCAGCUUUCCUGGUCAUGUAUGCCAAGUCAUUGGAUGAUGACUUCUUAGACGACAUCUGGAAUGACUGCAUCACAUUCUUAAGAGACGUUCUGACAAAUCCAUUUCCACAUCGCCAGAUCUUACCUCGCCUGUUGGAGUUUGCUGUGGCCCUUGGUGGCAAGAUGGAGAACACUACAUUUGGAGAUGACCGACGAACUAGAAAGGAGCUAGGGGAUUUGAUAUUACGACUACUGCCGGCUAUUUUUACAAGCAAGCCUUUAUCAGGUACCCAUGAAUCAUCGACAAUCCCCAAAAAUAAUCAAGAAUCGGACCAAUCAAAUCCCUCUUCUCUGUUACAACGAAUUGGGCCGGACGAUGUUAUAGGCAUUCUUUCCGUAACCCUCCCAGCGUUAACGGCUACCCUUGGCGAACCCGAUAGAGUAUCUAGUGCGAUAUCAAGCAUAUCAACAAGUGUUAUGUCACCCACGUUCCAUUCUCGGCUAUUCCCUGCGAAUGUGGACAAGAACACUCUUGACCUUCUACAGCAAAUGUCAAAGGUACAGGGCGCAGCAAAGAUUUGGAAGAAAGACGUUGGCGAUGCAUUCAACGACAGUAAAUUCUUUGGAUUUAAGCUCAGCCUCGUCAAAAGCCAUUGGGUACGCCUGUUCCGUCAGUGGGUUUUGACUGAUACGGAGCGUCUUACCGAGCUGCUCUCCCGUCUUACACCUCCUGCAUCUGCGGGUAUAAUGUUUGGCGUGGGUGCGAGCGCUGCCCGACUAGAAGCGGAUCGUAAAGCACAACUGAACCUACGGAGGAUUGCCCUAUUGAUCAUUGCAUCGGAUGAAGACCACUUCAGCGCUGAACUAUCGGAGCUUCAGCAGAAAUUAGAGGACCUCCUUGCGGCUACUCAUGUCUCAUCUCCAUCUUCCGUGACCAGAGCAGAGAUAUACAUGGUUCUUCGAUCCCUAAUUCUCAAGACAGGCUCCAUCAGCCUCGCUCCAUUCUGGCCAAUGAUAAAUACUGAGCUCCAAGAUGCGAUAUCCGCAAUCACCCCAGAACAGGAGAGUGAAACGUAUAAUCCUUAUUCACUUCUCCAGGCAUCAAAACUUUUAGAGACUCUGCUCCUUGUUUCACCGGAUGAUUUCCAAUUACAGGAGUGGCUUUUUGUUACGGAUACUAUAGACGUGGUCUACCCACCAAAUCGAUGGGAGUCAGUGGCUCUGGCUGACGAACUUUCCCGUUCACUAGGUAAGACAAAAAGUCCGCACAGUGAACAUUGGACCGCAGCCAGAGAUAUGAAUGGCUACGAGGGCGAAGGUGACGGGGAGAGUGCCGAUGCAGAUUCUGACCAUAAAAAUGGGUUUAAGCGGGCGUGGUUAAAUUCCGAUCUCAGCAGAGAGACUGCCAAGGACGAGAUUAUAGAAAAGUUGCUACGGCCUUUCUUUGAUCGGUUGAGUAUACACUCUUUUGAGACUAUGUAUAGUAUGGGCGUCCCGGAUAUGACAGCCUGCACGGAUGAUCUUCUAGCGGAUUUACUCAACGAGUUUACUAUAGUUAGCUAA